AUGGCUCACCUGAAGCAGACUUUUUCAUCUCUUUUCAACUGCUUUAGGGAAACACCGUCUCUCUUUUUGGGACUUAUGAGGUUGGACAGCUGCCUAGACACUGACGAAGAACGUGUGAAUUUUGCUAGAAGAGAUGAACUGAACAGAGCUCACAGCGAGGAACCAGAUGGACCCCUGAACUUUGAGCUUGAUGUUUGUCACCAGGAUCCAGAAUACAUGUUCCCAGCUCCCUUGCCACAUGACCAGGUCAAACUGAUCACCAGCUGGGAAGCAGGAUGGAAUGUAACAAACGCCAUUCAGGGAAUAUUUGUCCUAGGAUUGCCGUAUGCUCUCCUCCACAGUGGAUACAGUGGCCUACUUCUUAUUGUCUUGGCUGCAGCAUUAUGCUGUUACACAGGCAAAAUUCUAAUUGUUUGCUUGUAUGAAGAAAAUGAAAAUGGGCAACUGGUAAGAGUGAGAGACUCGUAUGAAGAUAUUGCAAAUGCCUGCUGCAAAAAGCUAUCUCCCAAACUAGGUGGCAUAGUUGUCAAUGUGACCCAAGUGGUGGAACUGAUUAUGACAUGUAUUUUGUAUCUGAUUGUUAGUGGGAACUUGCUGUCACAGAGUUUUCCAUACAUAGCAUUGACUGAGAAAACUUGGUCUAUAAUUGCAUUUGUUACUCUGUUACCUUGUGUAUUUAUCAGAACUCUCAAAAUUGUUUCCAAACUCAGCCAGCUUUGCUCCUUAGUUCACUUUGUUAUCAUCCUUGUAGUGAUGACUUACUGUCUCACACAAAUACACCAGUGGUCCUGGGCAAAAUUCAGACUCUCCAUUGAGUUUGAGGACUUCUUGGUCUCCGUAGGAGUGAUUAUUUUCAGUUACACUUCACAAAUAUUUCUUCCCACACUUGAAGGUAACAUGAAAAACCCAGAGGAAUUUAGGUGUAUGCUGAAUUGGACUCACUUUUUUGCCUGUGUCUUGAAAACAACCUUUGCACUGACUGCUUUCUUGACCUGGGGUGAAGAAACAAAGGAAGUUAUUACAGACAACCUGCCAUCAUUUCUUAAAACACUUGCGAAUUUAUGUCUCUUAACCAAGGCUCUUCUUUCUUACCCUUUGCCCUUUUUUGCAGCCACAGAAAUUGUGUAUUCCUGUAUUUCUGAAGGCAACCAUUCCAAUUACAGAUCUCUAUUACUUUCGCUGGGUGUAAGAGGCUCAUUUCUCUUGUUAACUCUGCUGAUGGCCAUGUUUAUACCACAUUUUGCCCUGUUGAUGGGUUUAUCAGGCAGUGUAACAGGUGCUGCUAUGACUUUUCUCCUUCCUUCUCUCUUCCAUUUAAAACUUAAAUGGAAAAAACUGUCCUUCUUAGAGAAAUGUGCAGAUAUCUCUGUUUUUAUUUUGGGCUUCCUUUGUAGCCUCGCAGGCAUAGUUUGCUCAAUAAAAGGACUGCUUGAAGUAUUUAGAGGAGUGUAA
This is a messenger RNA of Corapipo altera (White-ruffed manakin), 1452 nucleotides long. RefSeq names its product vesicular inhibitory amino acid transporter-like. Bases 1 to 1452 code for a protein of 483 amino acids. Gene Ontology annotation, biological process: amino acid transmembrane transport. Lineage: Eukaryota; Metazoa; Chordata; Aves; Passeriformes; Pipridae. The transcript is spliced from 2 exons. The record is from RefSeq and is a predicted model, not a curated record. Gene Ontology annotation, cellular component: vacuolar membrane. Gene Ontology annotation, molecular function: amino acid transmembrane transporter activity.